Messenger RNA from Colletotrichum paranaense, 4434 nucleotides. RefSeq lists its product as uncharacterized. Lineage: Eukaryota; Fungi; Ascomycota; Sordariomycetes; Glomerellales; Glomerellaceae. Gene Ontology annotation, molecular function: catalytic activity; protein binding. Gene Ontology annotation, biological process: nucleoside metabolic process. Bases 1 to 4434 code for a protein of 1477 amino acids. The record is from RefSeq and is a predicted model, not a curated record. The transcript is spliced from 3 exons.
AUGGAAGACGACUCGAACGCGUCGCAGCUGAUGGCUGGCAGUAAGAAGCGUCUUAGAAGCCAAGUGGGCAAUUCCGACGACGAUAGCGACAAACAUGACAUCAUCCGAACAGAGCAGCGGCCCAAUUAUACCGCCCAGCUCAAGAUAAGGAAACUCGACCGUGAAGUGCGAGGGCCCAAAGUCAGGUUGGAACACAGAGACUACAAGGUUGGCUGGGUUGCAGCUCUUUACACCGAGCUGGCUGCCGCCCAGGCUAUGCUCGAUAACGUUCACGAGCAAUUGCCUAUGAACCAAAAUGAUACCAACUUGUACAUCUUUGGCGAAAUCGGCGUUCACAACGUUGUUAUCGCAUGUCUACCCUCGGGGCAGUAUGGGACCGCAAAGGCAGCUAUUGUAGCAAACAACAUGCGCUGGAGUUUUCCCUCUAUUACCGUCAGGCUGAUGGUAGGCAUCGGUGGUGGCGCACCGCGUGAACGCGUCGAUCUCCGCCUUGGCGAUGUCGUUGUCAGCACCCCAGAGUCAGGAUCACCCGGAGUCAUACAGUACGACUUCGGCAAGACUGAACAAGAAGGUCUCUUCCACAACACAGGUGUCUUGAACAAGCCUGCUGAGGCACUUCUCACAGCAGUAACUAAGCUAAGAGCUAGUCACGACUUGAAACCCAGUCAGAUGCCAUCGAUCCUCGCGCAGAUGAAGAGAGUUAUUCGUAAGGAUGUAAACAAAUACCUUCAUCAGGGAGUUCAAAACGACCGCCUUUACGAUGCUGAAUUGAUCACCCAAAGGGGAAAUCUAGCUGCGAUCAAUGCGACAGCUCAAAAUUGGUUGAUCGCGUCCGCAGAUCAAGUCAUGAAGCAUGGAAAGACGCGCGAUCGAAUUGCACAAGAACACGACGUUCUUUGCUUUGAGAUGGAGGCAGCUGGUUUGAUGGACAAUUUUCCAUGCUUGGUCAUCAGAGGAAUCUGCGACUAUUCCGACUCGCAUAAACUGAAAGAUUGGCAGCCAUAUGCUGCCGCAACUGCCGCGGCUUAUGCCAAGGAACUCCUGAUGACUAUUCCAUCGCAGGAGGGACAACUCUCUGCACCAGAGACAAUCGAGAUUCGACGAGAUCUGGUAUCACCUGAGAGGCGUAAAAGGAUACUAGCCUCUUUGAAAUUCGAUCAGAUGGAUGAUAGAGUUGCCUCUAUCAAGAAAGCGCAUGGCAAAACCUGUGACUGGAUUACAAGGCAUCCGAAGUUUGUCAAAUGGCUGGACUCCAAAUAUGUCGGCGACCACCAUGGUUUCCUUUGGAUUAGUGGGAAGCCUGGUGCCGGCAAAUCGACAAUCAUGAAGUUCGCCUACGCUCGUGCAAAGAGGCGACCCGGUCCAAAUGCUGCUGUACUCUCGUUCUUCUUCAACGCCAGGGGCGGAGUGCUAGAGAGAACUGCUGAAGGGAUGCACAGGUCUCUCAUUGUACAGCUUCUUGAGAUGGUCCCCAGGCUACAAGGAGUUCUUGAAGACCGUGAAAUCCGAGACCAUCUCGAUGCAAACUCGGAAGCAGAACGUUGGAGUCUUCCCUUACUCAGAGAUGUUUUCGAAAGAGCUAUAUCACAGUUGGGAUCAGACCAGAUCACAUGCUUUAUCGAUGCACUGGAUGAAUGCGCAGAAUACGAAGCUCAACAGAUGCUCAACUUUUUCGAGGACCUCGGCCAAUGCGCUGUUCAAAGUGAUACGAAACUGUUUGUGUGUUUUUCUAGUCGGCAUUACCCUUCAUUAGAUACAAGAUAUAAGGUGAAGUUCGCCUUAGAAGAUCAACGCGGCCACGACGAAGACUUGAAUCUUUACGUUCAGAACACCUUAGACUACAGAACACCUUGGCAAGAAACCGAAAUCACAGCUCAGAUCUUGCAGAAAGCUUCGGGAGUCUUCAUGUGGGUUGUGCUAGUUGUUGAGAUUCUCAACAAAGUCAUCCGGACAGGCCGGAUCCAUGAAAUUGAGGAGAGGUUGGAACAGUUGCCGCCGGAAUUAAGCAAGCUUUUCGCGGAAAUGCUUGGAAAGGAUGACGAUUAUAUGCGAGAUCUACUGCUCUCGAUCCAGUGGCUUCUUUUUGGGACACGUCCGUUGACGGCAGACGAAUACUAUGCAGCCAUAGUAUCCGGCCUGAAACCUGGUUUCUUCCAUGAGACGGAUCCUGAGCGCGUCGUGAAGCAAGACUUCGAAAACUUUGUCGUCAACUCCUCAAAAGGGCUCGCCGAAACCACGAAAACGAAAUCCAAACCUGCUAUUGUUCAAUUCAUCCACGAGUCGGUCAGAGACUUUUUUCUCAAGGAUAAUGGCCUUAAAACAACUUUUCCUGAUCGGGUGAUAACUGAGGGGCAAUGCCAUGAACAACUCAAAGAAUGCUGCCAUGAGUACAUAAAAGCAUGCAGUCUUCCAACCAUAUCGACCAAGCAAUCGGUCCAUCCAAAAACAUACCUGUCUCCGAAGGCCUUGGGAGUCUCAUUGAUAGGAAAAUUUCCUUUUCUGGGGUACGCUACGACGCAAGUUUUAUACCACUCUAAUGCUGCUGCAAAGAUGGCAAUACCACAAGACCAGUUUCUUGAAGAAUUUGCAGCUUCACUUGAGAAUUGGAUCAAGCUGAAUAACCUCUUUGAGCGAUACAAGACCUGCCACUACACUUCGAGGGCUUCCCUGACGUAUAUUCUUGCAAAUAGGGGCUUGGAUUUUCUACUGAAGGCCAAUAUUCGCCGGGACCCUCUCAUCGAGAUAUCUCCAGAAGAGCGAUACGGAAGCCCCGUAGCUGCAGCUAUCGAUAGGAGUCAUUUUAGAGCAGCCGAAAUUUUGCUGCUUCAUCUGGGGAAGACUAUGGCCAACAAACACCUCAGAACCAAGAAGGGAAGCACAUUACUUUACGGAGCUGUCAAGAAAGGAUUGCCCGAGGUUGUAGAGUUGCUGCUUGCGGCAGGGGCAGAUCCUAACGAUUCUGAGGCAAAGGAAGAUCCACUUCAUCACGCCGUUGUUCAAGGGAAUGAGACUAUAGUGAAGCUCCUUCUCUUUCGAACAUUCUGCAUCAGGACGCCUAAGGCAUCUACGGACGAAAGUAAAGAUCAGAAACAGCUCCGUCUGGAGGCGAACUAUGAGCAUCACGACCCGACGCGCCCGAGCCCGCUUCAUAUAGCUGUUGGUUAUGGGCAUACAAGAAUAGCGAAGUUAAUCCUGGAAAAAGGUGCCGAUGCCGACCGCCUUAUUGCUGGAAAACCGCCGCUACAUAUAGCUGUCAGCAAGGGCGACAGAAGUUGUAUGGACGUUCUUCUUGAAAAUGGCGCAAAUCCCGAUCAGUGCGAUUCAUAUGGAAUCAAUGUUCUACGUCAAGCGGUCGCCAAACACGACUUACCUCUCGCCCGUUACAUAAUCGAGAAAGGGGCUGAUGUCAAUCAGCUGAUGGAUGGCGUCCCGGUUUUGCACCGAGCCGUAUUUUCUUCCCGUUAUGGCACGGAAUUAUUUGAAAUCUUGCUCGAAAAUGGUGCCAACAUUGACAUUACGGAUAAUACGGGUGUCACUACGCUCCAUUGUGCCGCCCGCGACGGCGGCCAUGGUAUUUUGGAGUUGAUACUCAGAGCUAGGCCAGAUGUCAAUUGCACGGAUUCCAGUGGUCAAACUCCUGUCAUAUUUGCCUGCAAAAACCAUAGUCUUGAUCCCAUGGCCAUCAUCGCCUUAUUCAGGCAAGGUGCGGACAUCAACCUACCAGACCUGGAAGGGAACACCCCGAUGUUUGUCAGCAUUAAGUUUUGCAGGGCGCCCCAACUCCAAUGUCUAUUUCAACUCGGCUCCGACGUCAACGGCGUCAACAUGGAGGGACAGACUGCCCUGUUCAUGGGAUGCCAAACCGGGAGACUCGAGAUUGUAGAGGUUAUAACCAGAAAUGAUGCUCUACAAUUGGGUUCUGAGAAUGCAGCAGGCGAAACCGCCUUGUUUGGCAUCUUUCCGGGCCACGAGGAAGCCCCGCUGAUAGUAAAGCUGCUGUUGGAGGCAGGCCUUGAUCCGAUGCACAUGAAUGUUGCAAGAGAAACGUUCUUUGAAUCGUUGAAUUGGUUCCCGAACCUUGACAAGAGGCUCCGAAGAUCCAUCUUCACAGCAAUUGCAGAGGGAACAACCAACCAAACUGACGAGCGGGGCUGUACCAUUCUGAUGAAAGUCGCACUUGAUGAUGAUGAAAGUGCUGUUUCAUUCUUGUUGAGGAUCGGGGCUGAUCCCAAUAUCUCGGACAGGGAAGGGUACACGCCGCUCUUUGCAGUUAUAGAGGCACCCCAUUCGGACCAUCACGACCUUGUCGUCGAUGCCCUUUUACGAAACGGCGCCGAGGCACAUAAACCCGGCCCAAACUCCGAGACUCCUUUACAAAUGGCUCAAAGACUCGGAAGAACGAGAAUUGCUUCCAGGUUGUAUUGUUUAGCAUAA